GCAGAGCACUGGGCAGGACAAUGCAGGCCCACUCCUCCUGGGCUCCUUCGUGUGCCCACUAGCACCCGCAGCCUCUGUUGGUCUCCAGCCCCAAGAUGUGCUGUAGGGCGCUCUGGGCAGCCCUGCUGGUGCUCUUCCUGCUGGCCUGCUCCAUGCAAGGGAAACCACUGGAGAGCCCGGGCAGGGCGUGGGUAGGGAGAGAUGCUCAUCGCUUGCUAGGGGAACCUCCGGGAGACCGGGAGGAGGGCACUUUUGACCUGAGGAUGUUCCUGGAGAACAUGAAGGUGGAUUUUCUGCGCAGCCUCAACCUGAGUGGAGUCCCAGCCCAGGAUAAAACCCAAGCAGAGCCCCCGCAGUACAUGCUCGACCUCUACAACAGAUAUACCACUGACAAGUCAUCCACCCCUGCCUCCAACAUCGUGCGGAGCUUCAGUCUGGAAGAUGUCAUCUCUAUGUCUACCACGGAAGAUUCCCCCUCUCAGAAACACAUCUUACUCUUCAACGUCUCCAUUCCCAGGCAUGAGCAGAUCACCAGGGCAGAGCUCCGACUCUACAUCUCCUGUCAAAGUCAGGUGGACUCCUCUCCUGAACUGAAGGGAAACAUGGCCAUUUAUGAUGUCCUGGAUGGAGCAGAUGCCUGGGAUGCUUCCGAGGAAACCAAGAUCUUCCUGGUGUCCCAGGACAUUCGGGAUGAGGGCUGGAAGACCUUUGAAGUCUCCAGUGCCGUGAGGCGGUGGGUCAGGGCAGAUACCACCAAGAGCAAAAAUACACUGGAAGUGACUGUGGAGAAUCACAGAAAAGGCUGUGACAAGUUGGAUAUCAGUGUCCCCCCAGGCUCCAAAAACUUGCCUUUUUUUGUCAUCUUUUCCAAUGAUCGCAGCAAUGGGACCAAGGAGACCAGGCUGGAGCUCAGGGAGAUGAUUGGCCAUGAGCAAGAAAGUGUGGUCAAGGGCCUGUCCAAGAACAACCUGGUGGAGGUAGACGGCCAUAUGACCUCAGAGUCAUCCUUAGUCAGAAGGAAGAGGAGUGCAGGGCCCAGCAGCCACUGUCAAAAAACCUCCCUGCGGGUGAAUUUUGAGGACAUCGGCUGGGACAGCUGGAUCAUUGCUCCCAAGGAAUACGAUGCCUACGAGUGUAAAGGUGGUUGCUUCUUUCCCCUAGCUGACGAUGUGACCCCAACGAAGCACGCCAUUGUGCAGACCCUGGUGCAUCUCAAGUUCCCCAUGAAGGUGGGCAAGGCCUGUUGUGUGCCCACCAAACUGAGCCCCAUUUCCAUUCUCUACAAGGAUGAUAUGGGGGUUCCCACCCUCAAGUACCACUAUGAAGGGAUGAGCGUGGCAGAGUGUGGGUGCAGGUAGGGCCAGACCAUGGGGAAGGGGAGGCCAGGUUGGGGGGUGUCUUAAGGAAAAUCCUGAGUCACUUGCACAUGACAGGGUCAUCUGCUUUCCAGCCUGGAAAAGGGGAGGGACUUCCUAUGUCCAUUCUCCCUCCCACAGUUCACCCCAAGCAUACAAGGGAAGGAGGGAUUUGGGGAAGAAAGGAAGCCUGAUGGGGUGUUAGAAUGAAAGGAAAGAUAAUGAGAAUGGGACAAGAGAAAAAUAACCCAAAGACAACGAAGAACAGAAUUGGCAUGACCAGAGAAGUGUAGACAGAUGUGCAGGUUUAUAGGAGUUCAUUCAAGAGCCUAUUCCAAUAACUUCAGGGAACUCAGAAGAAAGAAUCGGUCAAUGUUCUCACCCCCAUUGUUUCAUGUGUUCCCACAACCCAGUGAUCUGGGAAUGAUGAACCCCCAGUCUAUACAGACAGAACCCCAAACCCAGACAGGUCACGCAAUACACAUUCAUGGCACAAGUUCAGUCCAUGGGUCUCCAUAGGUAUGUCAAUCUCCAAGACCCUGAAUGUUCCCAAGUUCCCAUCUCAGGUUCACAAGAUCACCUCAUAGCUUAAAGGAAGCUUACCUGCAGGGAAGGUGGUGGAGGGAAAGGAAACAGGCUGACUGAUCUGGGCUAGUGCCCAUAGUAUAACUAGGCAUGCCGUCAUACCCUAGUGUGUCCUAACUGCUCAAGGUCUCUGGGUCUCUGUUAAUAAGUGGAAAAAAUUAUCUUGGCCAAGGGGCAAAGGGUAUAGCUAAUAACUCUUUGGGGAUCAUACAAUACUAGGGAUUGAAACAGGGGGUCCAGCAUUGCAAAGCAUAUGUUCCAGUCUUCUGUGCUAUACUCCCCAGUUCUAAAAAAACGCUUUCAAAGAUUAUCUUGGGUGUCUGAAAAACUACUCCCCAAAUCAACUAUCUGUUAGAAAGGAAGUAGGAUUGCAGUGCCUGGACGCCAGUAUGUGUUGUGACUGAAGCUCCGGGGACCUCCUGGACAGUAUUUAGGUGACCCCUUCUGCCCAUGGACUCAAAGAUCCUGAUAGUUGUGUGGGGGUGGCAGUGACAGACAGCCUCCUGCUUAGUCAGGUAUUCAGAAAUAACCAGCCCAUGGUGUCACAUACUUCCCCCCUUCCCCUGCAUCUCCCUGACAGAGACUCCAAGGGAUGUAGGAAUGGAAUUUGAAUUUGUUGGAAUAAACAUUCUCCUGCAUUGGUAUUUGUAACAUCCCUCUUAUUUUACCCUGGGUGGCAAUAACAGCUUUCAGGGUGAGGCCUCUCAGCCCGCUGAAGAACUCAGGUUCUGUGGCGAUAGCCAUUUCUGCCUGCUCUUGUUAGGUCUUGUAUGUAUUCCCUGGCUCCUGGCCCAGGCUUGGGUCACAGACUCCACCUCCAAUAACCUCAAGAGACUUUGGGUUUCAUACUUUCCUUUGACUUGUGAGGUCACACAUGGAAUGAAGUAGGAGUCUGAAUGUGGAGCGGAUUCCUUCCAUGCCCCUUCUGAGCACUGGCCAGACCAGUGGUUUGUCUUUCUAGGAGACACAGAGAGCCCUGGACCAUUCUCACUGGUUGCAGCUCCCAGUAACAUUAGAAACAAAAUGGUUUGUGUUGAAUGUUUACAUAGAACCAAUGAACAGCUUUAACACACAAAUAUAAUAGAACAUCAUUGUUGGAGUUGUAGAAAAUAUGAAUUUCUGGGACAACAAUGUUGCUCAAUCAUAAAGAUGGGUUAUGGACAUUUUUCAGUCCUAGUGGUGUAUUUAGUUCUGU
This is a messenger RNA of Sorex fumeus (smoky shrew), 3135 nucleotides long. It is a transcript of the gene GDF2, whose product is annotated as growth differentiation factor 2. The record is from RefSeq and is a predicted model, not a curated record. Gene Ontology annotation, biological process: SMAD protein signal transduction; BMP signaling pathway. Gene Ontology annotation, molecular function: cytokine activity; growth factor activity. The coding region runs from base 96 to 1358 and encodes 420 amino acids. The transcript has 2 exons. Gene Ontology annotation, cellular component: extracellular region. Lineage: Eukaryota; Metazoa; Chordata; Mammalia; Eulipotyphla; Soricidae.